AUGGCACAUACUGAAGAUGGCUUCAUGAGGCUCCGAGAGCUCUGCACUGAAAAGUCAUGGUGGCGCGUGCCGCACCUCAUAAAACUAAACCUGCUCCUCUUGGUUCCGUUCGUCACGAGCUACGUAGGUGGUUUCGAUGGCAGCAUGCUCAACGGGAUCCAGACGGUCCCGAAAUGGCAACAAGAUUUCAACCACCCUCACGGGAGCCUCCUGGGGCUCAUGGUGAACAUGCAAGUCAUCGGUGGCGUGGUCUCUUUGCCCCUCGCUCCCUUCGCUGCGGAUAAGUACGGACGACGACAUCCCAUCUUUCUCGGGGCCGUGAUCAUCAUUCUUGGUGCACUGGUGCAGGGAUGCGCGAAGAAUUUUGGCAUGUUCAUUGCUGGGCGGUUUUUCGUCGGCCUCGGCGGAGGAUUUGUCGCAACCGCUGCCCCUCCGCUCCUCGGAGAGCUGGCGUACCCGACACAUCGCCCCAUUAUCACCGCCAUUUAUAACACUACAUGGUACGCGGGGGCUAUCGUUGCUGCUUGGGCCACGUUUGGCACCUUUAGGAUGUCAAGCAGCUGGAGUUGGCGAAUCCCCUCACUCCUGCAAGCCCUCCUCUCGAUCUUUCAGGUAAUAUUCAUCUAUUUCGUGCCGGAGAGCCCCAGGUGGCUUAUAGCCAAUGGACGGACGGCGGAAGCUACGAAGAUCCUUAGUAUACAUCACUGCGGGACCGAAGAGCCGACUGAGCUCGUCCGGCUCCAGGUAGCCCAGAUUACGAGCGCCGUCGAGUUUGAGCGCUCGUGCGAAUCAGUUUCUUACCUUCAGUUCUUCCAGACAAAGGGAAACCGUCAUCGGCUGUUCAUCGUUGCCAUCCUUGGCUUCAUCAUCCAGUGGUGCGGUAACCAGCUCAUCUCGUCGUAUCUUGCUCUUGUGCUCAACGGCGUCGGCAUCACCGACCCCACUACACAGAAUCUCGUCAAUGGAGCACUCCAGAUUUUCAAUUUUGCCGUUGCUUGCGGCUCCGCCACCCUCAUCGACCGCCUUGGCAGGCGGUUCAUGCUUCUCACGUCCACCGUCGGCAUGUUGAUCGCGUUCAUAGUCUGGACUGCCCUUGCGGCCCAAAACCAACAGCAAGGGAGCGGAAAUAAAGGCCUUGGUAUCGGUGUUGUGGUGAUGGUGUUUGUAUUCUACGCCUUUUACAACUUCGCAAUGAACCCCCUGCCCAUCGCCUACCUGCUCGAGGUGCUGCCGUAUACGCUCCGCGCCAAGGGCCUGACCGUCUUCAACUUGGCGCAGUACUGCAGCAGCCUCUUCAACGGCUUCGUCAAUCCGGUAGCACUGGAUGCCAUAGGUUGGAAGUACUAUAUUGUGUUCAUCUGCGCCCUGGUGUUGUGGCUCAUCAUCAUCUACUUCACUUUCCCCGAGACUCGUGGCAUGACGCUGGAGGAGGUCAGCGAGAUCUUUGAUGGGAGACAAGUGCUCGAGAGACUGUACGACAUCAAGGCUGAGGGGCUUGGUGAGACUGAACACACGGAGAAGGCCACGCCGGAUGCCAAGAGGACAGAGGAAAUGAAGGCUUAG
This is a messenger RNA of Penicillium canescens, 1563 nucleotides long. Its product is annotated as hexose transporter protein (Lactose permease). The record is from RefSeq and is a predicted model, not a curated record. The transcript has 4 exons. Gene Ontology annotation, cellular component: membrane. Gene Ontology annotation, biological process: carbohydrate transport; transmembrane transport. The coding region runs from base 1 to 1563 and encodes 520 amino acids. Lineage: Eukaryota; Fungi; Ascomycota; Eurotiomycetes; Eurotiales; Aspergillaceae. Gene Ontology annotation, molecular function: carbohydrate:proton symporter activity.